UCGUGUAAAUUUUGCUUGUCCUCUGCUAUAAAAUCCGACACCAACACGGGUUCCCUUUGACCCCGAUCAAAAGACGACGUCUCCGACCCACAGGCCACACUUGUCUAUCCGCCCCACUUGCGUUGCGCCUCUCCCCGACGCGGACCACUUCCAAAGCCCAACGCACGCAGCGCUCUAGUAGGACGAGCGAGCCAGCGCCAUUCUCGUCAAGGACCCAGACCCCGUCCAGGUCCACUGUACGUCUGUACCAGAGAGGCAGAGAGCCUUUGUCGCCAUGGCCAUCGCGAGGCUGGUGGCCGCGCCAUUCUUCUCCCCUCUGGCCGCCGCCGCGUCCCGUGCGCGCGCGCGCACGCGCCUGCCGUUCGCGCCGCUCUCGGCUGCGCGCGCCCGGGCCGCAUCGGUGCCCGCGCUGCGCAUGGCUGCCGAGAGCGGCGGCGGCCAGGAGGCCCAGGAAGAGGAUGUGGCGCCGGCGGCGGCGUGGAGGGAGCGCGCGGCGAGGAAGGAGUCGGAGCGGCGGACGUACCUGGUGGCGGCGCUGCUGUCCAGCCUCGGCAUCACCUCCAUGGCCGCCGCCGCCGUCUACUACCGCUUCGCCUGGCAAAUGGAGGGAGGCGGCGAGAUUCCUGUGACCGAAAUGUUCGGCACCUUCGCACUAUCCAUCGGCGCGGCGGUGGGGAUGGAGUUCUGGGCGCGGUGGGCGCACCGGGCGCUGUGGCACGCGUCGCUGUGGGACAUGCACGAGUCGCACCACCGGCCCCGGGACGGGCCCUUCGAGCUCAACGACGUCUUCGCCAUCGUCAACGCCGUCCCGGCCAUGGCCCUCCUCGCCUUCGGCUUCUUCAACCGCGGCCUCGUCCCCGGCCUCUGCUUCGGCGCCGGGCUCGGGAUCACGCUGUUCGGGAUGGCGUACAUGUUCGUCCACGACGGCCUGGUCCACCGCCGGUUCCCCGUGGGGCCCAUCGAGAACGUGCCAUACUUCCGGCGAGUCGCCGCCGCACACCAGAUUCAUCACAUGGACAAGUUCGACAGCGUGCCGUACGGGCUGUUCCUUGGCCCCAAGGAGCUGGAGGAGGUGGGUGGGACCGAGGAGCUGGAGAAGGAGAUCAAGAGGAGGAUCAAGCGGAGAGAGACCCUGGACGCUAGGCAAUGAGAUCCAGCCAUCCAGGCAGCUACUUGCAAUAUAUAUUUUGCAUUUCUUUUCUUUCUCUUCUUUAAUCAUGCUUUGCCGGAUUAGAGUGUUUUUGUUUUCGGUGCUUAUCGUAGCUUUACAGUAUCCGUGUAUGUUCUGUCAAUAGAAGAGGGGUAGUUGUUUAGUUAGAAAAUGGGGGAGCAGCACACACAGGUAUUAGAAAACGCUGUGCUGGGGUUGACACCUGCCAGUACCGGUAUUUGUAUGGUAAUGCUGUCGUAUAUACAGUGGAGUACCCAUCACUGUGCUAUUUGGCUGUAUCCUGCUGAUGACCGCAGUGAUAUGCUGUGCAUAUAUAAAAACAAAAAACUUCCUUUGUUUUGUUUUAA
Messenger RNA from Brachypodium distachyon (stiff brome), 1518 nucleotides. RefSeq names its product beta-carotene 3-hydroxylase, chloroplastic. Bases 275 to 1150 code for a protein of 291 amino acids. The transcript is spliced from 6 exons. NCBI's taxonomy places the organism in Eukaryota, Viridiplantae, Streptophyta, Magnoliopsida, Poales, Poaceae. Gene Ontology annotation, cellular component: chloroplast. Gene Ontology annotation, molecular function: beta-carotene 3-hydroxylase activity; iron ion binding. Gene Ontology annotation, biological process: carotene metabolic process; xanthophyll biosynthetic process. The record is from RefSeq and is a predicted model, not a curated record.